This is a messenger RNA of Colletotrichum truncatum, 1533 nucleotides long. Lineage: Eukaryota; Fungi; Ascomycota; Sordariomycetes; Glomerellales; Glomerellaceae. The record is from RefSeq and is a predicted model, not a curated record.
AUGAGCACUCAAUCGCAAGGAAACACCUCCAGCAAUGGCUGGGUGGUGCAAAAAUUCGGCGGUACCAGCGUCGGAAAGUUCCCAGACAAGAUUGCUACGGAUAUUGUCCGGGCGAGUCUCUCAAACAAUAAGGUUGUGGUAGUCUGCUCCGCAAGAAGCACGGGCAAGAAGGUUGAGGGCACCACCAGCCGUCUACUUGGAGUUUACAACAAGCUCAAGGGCAUUGCAGCCGCCACAAAUGAUGAGGACGCUCAGAAUGAACUCAUGAACCAGGCUAAAAGCCUCAUUGAUGACAUCACUAAAGACCAUGUCUCUGCCGUCCAGACCUUCAUCAAGGACCAGGAACUAAAGGCAUCUCUGGAGCAAGAGAUCCGAGAUGAGUGUCAAGAAUUGGUCGAAUACAUCGUCGCUGCGAGGAGAUUUAAUCUCGAGGUCAAUGCGAGAUCUAAGGAUCGCUGUAUCAGCUUCGGAGAGAAGCUCAGUUGCAGAUUCAUGGCUGCACUGUUGAAAGAUUUGGGUGUCGCCGCAGAGUAUGUGGAUCUCAGCGAUACGUUCCACUACGAUGCCACAUCGCAUUUGGAUCACAGCUUCUACCAAGAAGCCGCUACUGUGCUGCGGAAAAAGAUCCUGGCAUGUGAAGACAGAGUGCCCGUCGUCACUGGGUUCUUCGGGAACGUGCCUGGCAGCCUGAUCGACGGCGACAUCGGCCGUGGCUAUACCGACCUUUGCGCGGCGCUGUGUGCAGUUGGUCUCAAGGCUGAUGAGCUUCAGGUGUGGAAGGAGGUUGACGGUAUUUUCACCGCGGAUCCCACAAAGGUCCCUACAGCACGGCUGCUACACUCCAUCACCCCGUCCGAGGCGGCCGAGUUGACGUUCUACGGUUCUGAGGUCAUCCACCACCUCACCAUGGACCAGGUCAUUCAUGCCUCGCCCCCUAUCCCCAUCCGCAUCAAGAACGUCAAAAACCCCCGAGGAGUUGGCACUAUCGUUAUCCCCGACCCUAUUCUUACGGCCGGUCACCAGAUCCAGCGUUCAAAGCCCACGGAUCCCUCAUUGCGACAGAAGCCCAAGAGGCCAACAGCCGUUACCAUCAAGGACAAGAUCUCUGUUAUCAACGUGCACUCCAACAAACGCUCCAUCUCCCAUGGCUUCUUCGCGCGGGUUUUCUCUAUUCUCAACAGCAACCAGAUCUCGGUCGACCUCAUCUCUACGAGUGAGGUGCACGUCUCCAUGGCUAUCCAUGCCGGAAACUCUGAAGCCGGCAACUUUGACAAGGCGCGGCUGGAGUUGGAAGAUUGCGGCGAUGUUAGCGUCCUGCAUGACAUGGCUAUCCUUAGUCUUGUUGGCGCGGAGAUGAAGAACAUGAUUGGUAUUGCCGGUCGUAUGUUCUCCACGCUCGGAGAGCAUAAUGUUAAUUUGGAGAUGAUCUCUCAGGGAGCUAGCGAGAUCAACAUCUCCUGCGUCAUUGAAGCCCGCGAUGCCACACGCGCCAUGAAUAUUCUGCACACAAAUCUGUUUACUUUCCUUGACUAG